Molecule: messenger RNA, 2665 nt
Organism: Monopterus albus (swamp eel)
Lineage: Eukaryota; Metazoa; Chordata; Actinopteri; Synbranchiformes; Synbranchidae
Gene: ccdc175
Product: coiled-coil domain containing 175
Exons: 1
Coding region: 336-2552 (738 amino acids)
Source: RefSeq, a predicted model, not a curated record
UCGCAAAAGGCUCUCUGUUUAUUUUAUAUGUAUAUUCGAAUAACGUUACAGAUUGUCGGUCUCAAACAUAACGCUCUUGUGGGUAGUUACAGCCUUGGUGACCGCAACCGCUUGAUAUCGGUUGUUUGUCGUUUUAGCUGACAAUUAGCCACUGCUGAAAACGUUUGGCCCCACUGACAUGCCGUAGAAUGCGGUCUUCUUCGUGGUGGGGGCAGUUGUUGCCAUGGCGACCUCACACAAAUUGUCGGUGUUGGAAACUAACCGAACUUUAAAACAGUAAGCGCACCUUGGAGCACCAGAAACACGGAAUCUUAAAACAAAUACACAGGAAUAAAAUGGCUUCCUCCUUGGUCCCCGACUUCCCGGCCGUUAUGGUUGCUCUCGAACAUUUAGAGGAACUGGUCAAAGAGCUGAAAGAGGAGGGAGUACCGUUCGCACCUGAAGUUAGCCUCCAUCUGACAGAGAUAGCGGCAGCUGCUACUGGACUGGAGGGUGAAAGACGUACUACACAUGAACAUUUAGAAGUGGAAACCAUAGAAAACAGCAAGCUGAGACAACAAAUUAACAAUACACGUGAAAGAAUGAGCCAGGAAUUUGUGGCUGACAUAGCAGCAGCUCGGGCAUCUAAUGCUGAAGAGACAGAGCAGCUGCAGAAAGACCUCAGCUUAGUCUCUCAGCUACAAGAAGCCACUGUGAAGAGGCAGGAGUCAUUGUUGAGCCAAAAUGAAGUUUUGCACCCUGAACGAGAACAGGUGAAGGCUGAGCAUGAAAACAUCAUUGCUGUUCUCAAUGAGCAAAUCACCCUAAAAUAUCAUUUGCAAAUGCAGUUGGAUCACACACGGGAGCAGAUAGAGGAGCUGAAGGCUUGCAUUGCUGCUGUUGAGCUGGACAAAAUAACAACAAAGCAAAACAUGGUGCUGGAGAAAGAGGCUUCCAUUGUGAAAAAAGACAGCCUGUCCAGAGAUGUGGACCAAGCCAAUGUGAAAAUUACAGAGCAAAAGGAAGUGAUCAGAAGGCACACAAGUGAGUUGGAAAGAGUUAACCACAAGAAACAACAAACUCUUCAUCGUCAGGGAGAGCUCAUGAGUGAAAUGUCCAAGCUGGAGAGCAAUAUACGUGGAUUGACAGCAUCUCGGUGCCAGUUUGAGAAGCAGCUGGAAGGGGAAACCCAAAAAUAUCAAGAGUUGCACCAGCAGAGAGAAAUGCUGAAGAAGGAGUUGUGUGAGUUAGAGGAAUCUUUCAUCCUUACCAUCCAGCACCUCAAAGCGAAAAUUGCCACAGUGGAAGGUAAAAUAGAGGAGGGUCGAGUGUCAGGGCUGCUGUGUCAAGAACACCUGGCUCAAAUGUAUGAGAUAUUUAAGUGUCGGCAUGAUGAGGAGAAUGAAGUAAGGGCAGAGAAUUUCCAUGUCCUACAGCAGCUGAAACGGUCCAAGCUGCAGCUGGAGGAGCGCAUUGCCUCUAUAGUCAAACACAGCAAGGAGAUCAAAGAGAUGGACAAAAAGAUCAGAGAACUCCUAGAAGCUGACAAAAUCAACAAGCAAGUGUUUGAGAGGAAUCAAAAAGAGUUGUGCAGUAGCAUGGCUGCACAGAAAAAGAACCUCAGCCAUCUUGAGGAGGAGAAGAGCCAGCUAGAGAAGCUCCUAGAGGAGGCAAAGAGGAAGCAGGAAGAGUAUGUGGCAAAAAUGACCUCUGACAUCAGCAUUGCCAAGAGGAGAUACGAGGAGCUGCGACAAGAGGAGGCCCAAAUUCAGAUACUUCAGCCAGAGAGCGCAGAUGCUGACUUGCUGUUGAGCCAGGUUUCCCAGUUUGAGGUGGAGUACACACAAAUAGUUUCCAAACACCUCCAGGAAAUAGCUCAGUCCACUACAGAGACCGAGAGCAUCACAAGGAGAAAUGAGGAGAAGCAGAGGGAGGUGGAGGAGAAAGAGGAGAUUCUAAAGGAGACCGAGGCCAUUUUGGCCAAGGAGCAAAGCAGGCACCAGGGACUUGAAACGUUCGCCUCCAGACUGAGGCAGAGGAAGAUGGAGCUAGAGCUUUUGAUUCAGAAGGUGAAGGGGAAAACAAGUGCUCUGCUUCAGCCCAAAGAGGAGAUGAAGGCUGAGCUGGAAGUCUUGCGAGCAGAAUACAUUGGCGUGCUUGACAAACAGGCCUUAGAGCUCAGAGCUGUAGAGAUGAGCAUCUAUGACAGCACCAUGAAACUGGAGCAGGUCAACAUGGAAAACAGCAGGCUGCGCCUCUGUAUCAGACAGAUGGCCGAGGAUGUUGGCAGAGCCAGGCAGAACAAAGACCGAUACUGGCAGGAGAUCCACAAGUUCACCGAGGACAUAAAGGCAUUGUUGGAGAGUUUACAGGAAACCUGGGGAGAGGAUUUGUCAUUAACUCAGGAUUAUCAGAGCAGCGAUGGUGUUGUGUUGCUGUCUAUGAGUGCCUUGUUGAACCAUCUGAAAUCCAGGAGACAGCAGUUAGGAAAUGUCAGCACACUCCUACACCAACAAAUGUUAGAUUUUAGCAAACGACUGGGAGACAAGACAGUUAUAGACCAGCAUAGCUGAGUUAAAUGUCUGCUGAUGUGUAGUAUCUGUCAGUUCAAAUAAACUUUAUGUAUGGGAUGUUUAAGUUAAUAUUAAUUUGUGAUCAAAUCUUUUAAUAAAGGUCUAAGCAACAA